This is a messenger RNA of Owenia fusiformis, 1184 nucleotides long. Lineage: Eukaryota; Metazoa; Annelida; Polychaeta; Sabellida; Oweniidae. The record is from the annotation of a GenBank genome assembly.
ACAAAUAAACAGGCUUGACUUCGAAAUUAGAAUCCAAAAAGUUUGAAGAAGCUGUAACCAACAUUUAAGCAUGAUGAAUGGAACGCUUGGACCAACAAUUGAAGCCAACCACACACGCAUGUAUAACAACACCACAAGCACAACAGCUGAUGAAAUUCAAGGUAUGCUUGGACCAACAAUUGAGGCCAACCAUACACACAUGUAUAACAACACCACAAGCACAACAGCUGAUGAAAUUCAAGGUAUGCUUGGACCAACAAUUGAGGCCAACCAUACACACAUGUAUAACAACACCAAGAGCGCAACAGCUGACGAAAUUCAAGAACUAUGGGCAAUUAUGUACAAAACAAGUACUACUGCAUCGUGAAAGCAUUUUUGUUGACAUUAUUUUUGUUAUCGUCAGUGUUUGGGUUGAUAGGUAUUGCCAUAGAGCGUUACAUAGCUAUAGUGUUUCCACUGCGUUACGUUAGCCUGAUGACCGCAAAAAAUGCAAAGAUCAUUAUUGUAAGCAUAUGGGUGUAUGUACUGUCAAUGAUGCUUGUAAUAUUCAUAAAUGAUUUAAAUGUGUAUGAAACUGGGCAACAAUGUAUAAAUGAUAAUGUCAUCGAGCAAUCUUACUACUUGUUUAUCAAACUGAACAUUUUUGUCCCAAUUCUUAUAAUUUUUGUUGUUUAUUCGAAGAUCACUUGGGUUGCAUACAAGCAUCGAGCCCAGAUAAUAAAUGAAUUAGCCAGCAUUGACAAUGCUAAAGCUGUCGCAUACAAAAAUGAGCACUCGAUUAUGAAAGCCACUAUCAUUGUCAAUGUUGUUUUUAUGAUUAUGUAUGGACAAUUUCUGUAUAUAUCAUCACUUAAGCUGAGCACUGAAUGGUACGAGACAUUGAGGUAUCACUCAGGUGAAAUCUUGACAUUAAAUAGUGGAGUGAACCCCUGGAUUUAUGCACUCCGUGACAGAAAAUUUAAGAAUGCCCUGCUGGCUGCUCUCAAGCUGAAACGAAAUGGGGCUUCGAUAGAAUAUAAUUAAGUAUGAUUUAAUAUAGGACCCUUAAGGUACUGGUAGAACAAAAAUAUUUUUGAAAAAAUUGCUAUUCUUGUUAUUUUUCUGGUACAAAAUAAAGUAUGAAGGCAUGUGUCUUCUUUUAGUAAACCUGGUAAGAGGUCCAGGCCCGUAGCCAGGAUUUGUUA